AUGCGACAAGGAAAUCAAAUAGAUUGUGGUCGUUUUGUCCAUUGCAUCCGGUAUUCGCCCUCUGGUGAAUUUCUGGCGAUUGCAACUGAGAGCGAAAUCAAAAUUUAUGAUCCAGAUGCUGAGAGACGCGUUGCAUACUUGAGGCAAUCCAACUCAACGUCACUCGCGUGGACGCCUGAUGGUACACACCUUUUCUCAAUCAGUGGCAGUUCCACGGCUAGCCUUGAUCCCGCUAGUAUACUGGAGUGGGAUGCAUCGACCUGGAAGCAGGUCCGUGGUUAUUGGACAGCUCAUACUGGCGCAAUCCACACCAUGAUUGCCAUUGACCCUGCUGGCACACUUCUCGCUUCCACAUCUUUUGAUAAUGUGCACCUCUGGUCGCUGCCAGAUCGACGAAGCAUCAUCAUAUUCAAGCACUCCAAGUUUAUCCUAGCCAUCGACCCCACAAUCCACAAUGUAUGGAUCACAGGGGACUUGACUACCGCAGAACAAUUACUCACGCAAGAGAUCGACGUCGAUGCUAACAGCUAUACCUCCUAUGCCAACCGUUCAUUCGUGAUGGCGCGAAAACUCGACUGGGACCAUGAUUCAAGCAAGGCAAGUACGCUGGCAUUCCUCAUCGUGUCACCCUUAACGUUGAUUGUGACACAGUCUGUUAGCAUUCAACUUUCAUUGGCAGGCUAUGUCUCUAAGGGCAUUGCCCUCUGCGGGAAAAAACAAGUCCGAGAAGCGAUGACAGAAUUUGAUCUCGCAUUCACGUCUACCAACGGAGAUUCAUUGACGACACAAUUUCUUUUCUUGAUCAAAGUAGAGGUUGUCAGGCCAUCGCAUUGUUCAAUGCAAGAGCUAGCUGCCCGUCCCAAUGCCGAUCCUCUUGCUUCUCGCGUCGUGGAAGCAUAUUUGCGAGUCCAGCUGGGAAUAAUUGCCAUGGAUAGCACCCUUUACAAAGAAGCUGUCGACCACUUUACUGCCGCCGUCAAUGCUGGCGCUUUCUUUUCCAAGUCAGACAUUCAUUCUAUGUAUGAGGGUUUUGUCAUGCUUUUCGGCUGGGACCUCAAGUCCUUGUGGCAAAUUGCAAACCAGCAACGAUGCUACGCACUCAUUCGGGGAGGUCAAUUUGGAGCAGCACUCGACUCAUAUCGAUACAUGAUGGGCAUGAGUGAUGAGCCUACGAAGGCCAUCUUCCUUGCUUGGAUUUCUACUCUCAACGAGGAAUGGGAACUCCGUGUUGCCAAUGAAAAUGCUGCCCUCGCAACGAGUUGCUGCAUCUUGAAAGAGGGAAAUUGA
Molecule: messenger RNA, 1287 nt
Organism: Suillus bovinus
Lineage: Eukaryota; Fungi; Basidiomycota; Agaricomycetes; Boletales; Suillaceae
Product: WD40-repeat-containing domain protein
Exons: 6
Coding region: 1-1287 (428 amino acids)
Molecular function (GO): protein binding
Source: RefSeq, a predicted model, not a curated record